Molecule: messenger RNA, 564 nt
Organism: Asparagus officinalis (garden asparagus)
Lineage: Eukaryota; Viridiplantae; Streptophyta; Magnoliopsida; Asparagales; Asparagaceae
Product: protein FAR1-RELATED SEQUENCE 1-like
Exons: 2
Coding region: 1-564 (187 amino acids)
Molecular function (GO): zinc ion binding
Source: RefSeq, a predicted model, not a curated record
AUGGCCGAUCACAAAGAUGUAAUUGAGAAACCUAAACUUAGAAUAAAUCAUAACUUUUUGGAGAAAAUGGUUGAUAUUUACACGAAUGAGAUCUAUUACAAGUUUGAGGCUGAAGUGUGUGACAGCUUUAACUACAAGUUACAGUUUGUUAGGGCAACUGACAAUCAGAGUGUGUAUCAAAUUCAAAGAAAGAAGCUCGCAACAAGUAAAGUCUGCGAAAUUGUUUACGACAAGGACUUGGAUUUGGUUUCUUGUAGUUGUAAAAAGUUCGAAAGCGUCGGAAUUCCAUGUACGCACAUUAUAUCAUAUUUGAUGAAAAUUGAUGCUGAAAUAUUGCCUGAUAAAUACAUCUUAAAGAGGUGGACUAAGUCUGCAAAAUCGAGGACAGUGGAUGAUGAUAAAGAAACGAGGAAGAUGUUUACCGAUGGAGUGCGUAUCAUUAAUGAGCAAAUCGACCAAUUUUUUAGUAGCCACAUGGUUAGUGGUCGCACGGUUGCAAAGAGCUUCACCGAGAAAAGUAAUCAAAUGAGUAGUAAUUUAAUGGAUGAUGGUACUAGUGUGUAG